UUAGGAAAAUAAAACAGUCAUUGUGGUAGGGCAGCACCUAGUAUGACUGCAUGCUUUCAUCUGUUUAUUCUAAGUUUGGCAAGCUGAAGAACUCACCUUGUCUUACUUUAGCACUAGUCCUCCAGGGUAUCAGGACCUCCAGAAGCUGUAUCUGUUUUUGCUGUGUGGAGAGAGGAGCUACUUGAUCCGAGGUCAUUCUUCUGCUCUGUUAAUUCCUCCAGUCCUGCUGUGCCUCUAUGCCAUGGUAUAUCAGAGUGUAGAAGCUACAUCAUGAGUGUGACUCCAUCCUGCAUCCUUGACAGCCAGCUGACCACCACCUGGGGCCCGUCUAACUCCUACCCUGAUGUUUCAACGGUGGUGACUGGUUACACAAGUCGCCUGUGGCCUCGGGACUCCCAGCCUCAGUUCUGGACUAAGUUCCAGGUGUGGGAGUGGCUGCAGCAGGUCGUGGACAUGCACCAGAUUGACGCCUCCAACAUCCCCUUCCAAAACUUCGACAUCGAUGGCCAUCAGCUCUGCAGCCUGAGCUACCAGGACUUCAUCCGUGCUGCAGGCAGCGUGGGACACAUCCUGUUCCAAAGCAUCACAGAGCUCAAGUGGGGCGGGCAGUACCAUGUGGAUGUCGAACAACUGGACCUCAAACCAGAGUUCGACUUCUCCUGUCCAUUUCCAGAUGUCAGCUAUCCACCUGGAGACAUCUAUGAUCCCUCAAUCCACCUAGCACCUGUUGCUUCUCCCACCCCAUCGAGUCCCGAAAUUAAGAGGUCUUGCAGUCGUCCUCAUCAGGUCAAAAAACACAACCCGAGGGGGACUCACUUGUGGGAGUUCAUCAGGGACAUUCUGCUAAACCCAGAGCGAAACCCGGGGCUGAUCAAGUGGGAGGACCGGGCUGAGGGGGUUUUCCGCUUCCUGAAGUCGGAGGCUGUGGCACAGCUGUGGGGCAAGAAGAAGAAUAACAGCAGCAUGACCUAUGAGAAACUAAGCCGGGCAAUGAGAUAUUACUACAAAAGAGAGAUCCUCGAGCGGGUAGACGGACGCAGACUGGUUUACAAGUUCGGACGGAAUGCCCGAGGAUGGAGGGAGUCAGAGAAGUGACGCUUUCAUUCAUCGAUGUUUUCUGUGACAUUAUACUCGAGUGUGAUUGUUUUUUUUUUAUUUUUAUUAUUUACAUUUUAAUUGUCUGUUUUUUUAAAAGACACAUUUGAACUGUAUACAUACUGUAAAUAAUAAUUGUGUGUUUUCCCCUUUAUUAUUUGUUUGUGUUCAUCCCUUGUUGUGACACUGCACUGAGACGUUCUUAACCGUGCCUUAUUGAAAGCGUAGCUCGUAUAACUGCGUGAAAACACUGUUAGGUUGGAGUGUCUAUGUUUUGUUUACAUGCGAUUUCACUGAAGAAAGGACAUCACAACCACCAAACGCUUGCAUUAAACAUAUGAGGAUUUGUUUUUCUGAUGUUUCCAUUCAUUUGCCUCCCACCCACACACACGUCCCAAAGGAGCACAAUGUUGGUAGCAUUCAAAGCAUCAUGUACUGUAUGUGACACUGUGACGAGUCCUUUGGGAAUCAUGUUUUUUGAUGACUGCAGGAAAACAAUGUCAAAUAAAGAUAAAAGAAAGAUAUGCAGAAUGCAGAAAUGAAGUACAUAUAUGCAUAAAGAAGAGACAGAUAAUUACAUCAAAGUAACAGUUUGCUUUGUCUGAUUGUCUUCAUUUCAUUGUGCGUCUUUUGAGCUGUAAAGAAAGUGUGUAUUUGUGUGCUGAUCUUUAAUACAAAUAAAGCUUGUUGCAGUUUUUA
Messenger RNA from Labrus mixtus (cuckoo wrasse), 1794 nucleotides. It is a transcript of the gene ehf, whose product is annotated as ets homologous factor. Gene Ontology annotation, biological process: cell differentiation; regulation of transcription by RNA polymerase II. The record is from RefSeq and is a predicted model, not a curated record. Gene Ontology annotation, cellular component: nucleus. Gene Ontology annotation, molecular function: DNA-binding transcription factor activity, RNA polymerase II-specific; sequence-specific DNA binding. Bases 271 to 1095 code for a protein of 274 amino acids. The transcript is spliced from 9 exons. NCBI's taxonomy places the organism in Eukaryota, Metazoa, Chordata, Actinopteri, Labriformes, Labridae.